AUGAAGCAGCAGAUGAACGACCAACUUGAGCAGGUCCGAAAGCAACUCGAAGCCAUCGUCGCCGGCGCAGCGGUUACCCCGCCCAAAACGUUCGCUGAGGUCGCGCGAUCAUCGCCGUCGCCACAACAGAGCAUUGCCCUGUCGCUCUCGCCUGGUAAUACUGCAGAACCUACCGCGAACGAGUUUUUCUGCAUGAUUGAUACAUCCCGAGUAGAGGAACAGGACAGAGGCCGAGCACAGAUAGGCUCGAUUCGGCAAGCCAUUGAAAAUGAGGUCAGAACAAAGGAAGGUCAGGUGAACUGGAAGUGCGCAGCAGUUGUGAGGAACUCUCGAAACACAAAGCAAGUCAAGGUCAUUUGCAGAGAUGAAAUCGAGCUGCAACGAAUCAAGGAAGCUGCGCAGAAAACGGCGGUGACUGGAGCUCGAGUGAUGAGAGAUCAGCUUUACCCAGUCAAAGUCGACAAUGUCAAUCGUACCGCGAUCCUCGACGGAGAAGGCAACAUCCUACAAGGUGCGGCUGAGGCUCUCGGUGUCGAAAAUAAUGUCUCAAUCGGUAAGAUCACCUGGCUGAGCAACAAAGAAACGAGCAAAGCAUACGGGUCUAUGGUAGUCUACGUGACGAAAAAGAACGAUGCAAAGAAGCUUUUGGAUGGCAAGUACUUCGAUCUGGCCGGAGAGUCGGCGUGCACCAAUCCCUUCGAACCCCGCAAGGGACCGAUGCAGUGCUUCAACUGUCAAGACAUGGGCCAUAAAGCCUUCAGGUGCAGCAAGCCUCAGCUCAAUGUGCGAAAACGGGAACCAGUACAGCAGAGUUUGAUGAACGACGAGGACCUCAAGGAUUACGGAGUGCUGGCGGUCUCCGAACCGUACGCCAGGAUGAUCGACGGCAAGGUGGUGACAAGCCCCAGGAUGCACAGCAACUGGACGAGAAUAUUGCCAACGCACAUGAGCGACGGCCCCUGGCCGAUCCGUAGUAUGCUUUGGGUGCGAGACGACGUCGAAGUGAUGCAGAUGCCGAUACCAUCAGCGGAUCUCACGGCAGCGGUGCUUCGACUGCCGGAGAGGAGCGUCCUGGUGGUAUCGGUCUACGUGGAAGGGCAAAGCACAGAAGCGCUGAAAAGCACUACUGGGCUAUUGCAUGACUUGAUCCAAAGAUUCCGUCAAGGCUCUGGUGCACGCACAGAUGUGGUGUUGGCUGGAGACUUCAACUCUCAUGACCUACUCUGGGGAGGAGACGAUGUUUCGGUUCAGAGACAAGGAGAAGCGGGGCUGAUCAUUGAUCUGAUGAACGAGCAUGGCCUCAGGAGCUUGCUCCCGAGGGGCACGAAAACGUGGCAACGCAAGGAUCAGGAGAGCACCAUCGAUUUGGUGUUGACGACGUCAGAGUUGGCAGACGAAGUGGCAACAUGCACCAUCCAUCCGACCGAUCAUGGCUCAGACCAUAGAGCUAUUCAGACGACGUUUGACAUCACGAUGCCCGAGGAAGGGCGAGGCCAAGACUCCUGUUUAAGAAUGCCCUGGAAUCUCAUACGAGCCCGGACGGAUCAACUGAUGCGGAUCGUCCUGGAGGCUAUCCACGAACUGACGCCUCGGGCACGGCCGUCACCGUAUGCAAAACGUUGGUGGACCAAGGAUCUCACACAACUUCGGCGGACACACACGUUCUGGCGAAACCAAGCGAGAACGCAACGACGAGGAGGCCAACCGCGACCGGAACUCGAACGGCGGGCCAAAGAAGCGGCGAAAGAGUUCCACGAUGCCAUUCGAUACCAGAGGAAGACGCAUUGGGAUGACUUCCUCUCCGACGAUGCCAACAUCUGGAAGGCGACUAAAUAUCUUAAAGCCGGCAAGAGCACUACGGGCGACAAGGUGCCACCUUUGAGGAAAGGGGAUGGAUCGACGACCGAGGAUAAAGCAGACCAGGCAGACGAACUGCUCAUUGCCUUCUUUCCACCCUGA
This is a messenger RNA of Hirsutella rhossiliensis, 1959 nucleotides long. Its product is annotated as endonuclease-reverse transcriptase domain-containing protein. Lineage: Eukaryota; Fungi; Ascomycota; Sordariomycetes; Hypocreales; Ophiocordycipitaceae. The transcript is spliced from 3 exons. Gene Ontology annotation, molecular function: catalytic activity. The record is from RefSeq and is a predicted model, not a curated record. Bases 1 to 1959 code for a protein of 652 amino acids.